Molecule: messenger RNA, 2995 nt
Organism: Arvicola amphibius (Eurasian water vole)
Lineage: Eukaryota; Metazoa; Chordata; Mammalia; Rodentia; Cricetidae
Gene: Mocs3
Product: molybdenum cofactor synthesis 3
Exons: 1
Coding region: 813-2189 (458 amino acids)
Biological process (GO): protein urmylation; tRNA wobble position uridine thiolation
Cellular component (GO): cytosol; cytoplasm
Molecular function (GO): thiosulfate-cyanide sulfurtransferase activity; URM1 activating enzyme activity; adenylyltransferase activity
Source: RefSeq, a predicted model, not a curated record
CCCCGGUGUGCGGGUGAGAGCGCCGGCUCGGGACGCCCGAUCCUGAGCGCCUGGAGAGGGAUGAGGUCAGGUUUCAGCCUCACCCCCGAAGUAAAAGCCGAGCCAGUCCUUUCACGAGAAAGGCGGGGGUGGAGGAGCGGAGGCCAGAGCGAGCCGUCACUAGUGAAACGCAGAUCUCGCCAGAGACCUGAGCGGGAAGGAGAGACGCACGGGAGACAGCCUCGGGGCUGUCCGCCAUGGCUUUCCUCGCUGGGGAAAGCCUCGAGCAGGCUCGGGCGGGAGCCGAGGCCGGGCCUCGAUGGGUCUCCUCGCGCGGCCAACCGCCGCCGCGCAGCCCGCGGCCGGCAACACGCGAGAAGCUUCUUCUACCUCUCGGAGAAGCUCUUCACCAGCAGCCACACGAUGAGCGGCAGGUUCUCGCGCUCGUUGUAGGUGGGCAGAAGGACCGAAUACUUGUCCUGUCGCGAGGAGCGGGCCUGCGGCGGCCGCUGAGACGCAGCACCGCGGCGACUCGCCCCCAUGGAGGCCAUGACGGGUCUGCGCGAAGCACCGGAAGCGGAAGUGCGUCACCCGGCGUGGAGCGUACCAAAUUCCGGGGCCGGAGGGAGUCUUGGCUCGCCUAGGCCUCAGUGUGGGUCCCUGGAAAGACUCCGAUUCUUCGACUAUUUCAAGUCGCCUCCGAAGGGCUCUUCCGGAAACACCUAUUCGUUUUAUUUCCUCAGGCUCUAGGAAGCGUCUUAGUCUUCCCGUAGCUAAGAGAUGGGUAACCGGAAACGGAAGUCACUUCCCGGCUACUUCCGGAAGAGACUGUCAUGGCCGCCCAGGAGGACGUAGCGGCGUUACAGGAUGAAAUUGCCCGGCGCGAGGAAGAGCUGGCUUCGUUGAAGCGGAGGCUGACUGCAGCCCUGGCGUCUGCGCCGGAGCCCGAGCAUCCGGUUCCGUUGCCACCGCUGCUGCCCAAGGCCGAGUUGUCGCGGGCCGAGAUCCUCCGCUACAGCCGGCAGCUACUGCUGCCGGAGCUGGGCGUGCGUGGUCAGCUGCGCCUGGCGUCGGCUUCGGUGCUGGUGGUGGGCUGCGGCGGGCUGGGUUGCCCGCUGGCACAGUACCUGGCGGCGGCCGGCGUGGGCCGCCUGGGGCUGGUGGACCACGACGUGGUGGAGACGAGCAACCUGGCGCGCCAGGUUCUGCACGAUGAGGCGCGGGCCGGCCAGGCCAAAGCUCGCUCGGCAGCCGCCGCGCUGCGCCGCCUCAACCCGGCCGUGGAGUGCGUGGCGUACGCGCGCGCGCUCAGCGAGGCCUGGGCGCUCGAGCUGGUCCGCGCCUACGACGUGGUGGCCGACUGCUCGGACAACGUGCCCACGCGCUACCUGGUGAACGACGCGUGCGUGCUGGCCGGCCGGCCGCUGGUGUCGGCCAGCGCGCUGCGCUUCGAGGGCCAGCUGACAGUCUACCACUGCGACGGCGGGCCCUGCUACCGCUGCGUCUUCCCGCGGCCGCCCCCGGCCGACACGGUGACCAACUGCGCCGACGGCGGCGUCCUCGGCGUGGUGCCCGGCGUGCUGGGCUGCGUGCAGGCGCUGGAGGUGCUCAAGAUCGCCGCCGGGCUCGGGCCGUCCUACAGCGGCAGCCUGCUGCUCUUCGACGGCCUCGGCGGCCACUUCCGCCGGAUCCGGCUGCGGCGUCGCCGGCCCGACUGCGCCGUGUGCGGGCAGCAACCCACCGUGACCCGCCUGCAGGACUACGAGACCUUCUGCGGCUCCUCGGCCACCGACAAGUGCCGGGUCUUGAAGCUCCUGGGCCCCGAGGAGCGGAUUUCCGUGACCGAUUACAAGCGGCUUCUGGAUUCCGGAGCGCCCCACCUGUUGCUGGACGUCCGGCCUCAAGUGGAGGUGGACAUCUGUCGUCUGCCGCACGCCCUCCACAUCCCUUUGAAUAAGCUGGACCGGAGGGAUGCGGACAGCCUGAAGCUCUUAGGGGAUGCCCUCCGGGAAGGGAAGCGAAACUCGCAGGAAGGGACGGCUCUCUCUGUGUAUGUGAUCUGCAAACUGGGAAACGACUCUCAAAAAGCCGUGAGGGUCCUGCAGUCCUUAACGGCAGUGCCAGAGCUAGACUCUUUAACCGUUCAGGAUAUUGUAGGGGGACUCAUGGCCUGGGCCGCCAAAAUUGAUGAGUCGUUUCCACAGUACUGAGGGGGGCCGCAUGCAGAUCACAUGGAUGGUUGUGAUACCUUGAGGAUCUUCAGUCACGUAGGGAAGAGCCUGGGUCCAUGGCCUCUGAACAAAUAGACUCUUGCAAGGAGGUUUUUGAGAAAGCAGGCUAAAAUUGAGAGCUGCCUUGUGUCUGGAGCCCUUGUAACAGUGUGUCUUCAGCAUAUAGCAUGGGAUGUGACAGAGUUUUUGUUUCCUCUCUGUUGCAAUCAAAAUGAGCUCUGGGCCAUCCAUUUUAUACCUAGACUUAGGACACAGUUUUACUUCCUCUGAGUCUAAUCGGAUUACUCGCAGAUGGUACACUUGCAUUCAGCCCACUAAGGUAUUCUUUGGGAGGCUGGAGAAGUGACUUAGCACUGGCUGCCCCUUCCCAUAGGGGAUCACUCGUGUGCUGGCUCACAACUGUCUGUAGCUCCAGUCCCAUGAGGUCAGAUGUCUCCUUACCUCCUCCGGCACCAGGCAGGAUCUUGGUGCAUAGGCAUAAACGCAGGCAAAAACACUCAUAACGUUUUAAAAAUCUAAAGAAAAUGCUUAUAAAAGAUAUUUGAGUCUUAUUUCUAAUUAAAAUGAUAGGUUAUACACUGUAGACAUAGAUAACUACAGAGUGUUUCCAUUAUCUGGAAAUUGGUCAUUCUAGAACCUGCUAUGAAUAUCAGAGUGCAAUCUUGAUAGCAAAAUAAAGGAAACUGAUUUGUGGACCAUCAGCUUCCCUUAGAAGUUGCUAGCAUUUUUCUUGUACUUAGCUUCUGUGUCCACCGUAAUGCGCUACACAUGAGACAUUUGCUUAA